Messenger RNA from Anopheles marshallii, 564 nucleotides. RefSeq lists its product as uncharacterized. The record is from RefSeq and is a predicted model, not a curated record. The transcript has 4 exons. Lineage: Eukaryota; Metazoa; Arthropoda; Insecta; Diptera; Culicidae. Bases 1 to 564 code for a protein of 187 amino acids.
AUGCGAAGGAUCCUCCUACAGAUAACGAUCUGCUUGGUGUUGAUCGAAACACCGAACGUUUGGUGUAAAUUAUCCAGCUACAAAGCAAUCGUUCCACCGGUAAAGAUGAAAUCGGAUGAGAUGGCCAAAUUUGCGGAAGUGAAUUAUGAUGACUACCCGAUGGUAGUACCGAAACGGGCGGCCAUGUUACUGGACCGUCUCAUGGUGGCACUGCACCAUGCACUGGAAAAAGGUGACGGGGAGGAUGGUAGUGGGCGACCCAUCAACAAGGUGUAUCGGGACGGACGCUAUACUGGCAAACCAACGGUUGCGCUGGCACCGGCCAAAAUACCACCACCGCCGAGCAAAACGGAGCAACUGAUGAAAAGCUAUUAUGCCGAAGCGGAUGCAGACGCGGAGGCCGAAGACAGGGUGGCCAACUCCAUCCCGGACGAGAUCGAUGAUAUCGAGGCGCGGAAGGAGCUGCUGGACGAAAUGAUGGACAUCCAAACCCGGGGCACCGAAGACAAAACCAAGAAGGGUAGAUACUGGAAAUGCUAUUUUAAUGCGGUCAGUUGUUUUUAA